GCGGGUGGCAAUGUGAAGGUCGUUCCAAAAAUCAACAUGGCUGACAGUCUAUAUUGGCGAAUGUUUAUUUACGGUGUUUGGGGUUUGGUGUUACUGGCUAUAUGUGUACCACAAUUUUCUGAUGGAUUGAGAUGCUAUUGUGAUCACUGUGAAAACAAAGUCCUCAAUAACACAUGUAUAGCAAAGCCAAACACCAAGUGUUUUGUCUCCUUAAGAGUGUCAGUGGAAGAGGAUGGAGAAAAAUAUGAAAUUAUGACAUAUGGCUGUCUUCCACCAGAUAAAGUCACCAUGGACCAGUGUAAAGGCAACUUGGUACCUCACGAAGUACCCAAGGUGGUUGAAUGCUGCGACUCCCAAGACUUCUGUAACCUUCAUUUAAACAUCACAUACAUGGAAACUAUACUUCCUGAAGAGGAAGGGGUGAAUAUCAAAGAAACAGAUAUAACCCAUUUGGCUCUCAUGAUCUCUGUUUCUGUAUGUCUCAUCAUCUUCAUCAUCACCAUCACAAUUCUCUACAUCAGACAUCGUCGACGUGAUGAAUAUCCAGAGCCAUUCCUUAAGGAGGAGCAUGACCAGAGUGAAUCGUUUAUGGGUCAUGGGGAUUCUCUACGGGGACUUAUCGAUCACACAUCUGGCAGUGGAUCAGGAUUACCUUUUCUGAUUCAGAGGACAAUUGCCCGACAGAUUGCUCUAAGCAAAAGCAUUGGUAAAGGAAGAUACGGAGAGGUAUGGAAGGGGAAAUGGCGAGAGGAAAAUGUUGCUGUUAAGAUAUUCUUUACCACAGAAGAGGCCAGCUGGUUCAGGGAGACUGAGCUCUACCAGACCGUGCUUCUACGACAUGACAACAUUCUAGGUUUUAUCGCGGCCGACAUAAAGGGAACAGGAUCAUGGACUCAACUCUUCCUCAUCACCGACUACCAUGCCCACGGUGCUCUGUAUGACUACCUGAAGAUACACAUUCUCGAUCAGGACGACAUGCUAAAACUUGCCCACACUGCCUCCUGUGGCCUGGCACAUCUGCAUACCGAAGUGUUUGGCACAAAAGGAAAAGCUGCUAUGGCACACAGAGACAUAAAAAGUAAAAACAUCCUGGUGAAGAAAGAUGGCAGCUGUUGUAUAGCAGAUUUAGGACUCGCAGUUAGAUACAUAAGUGAGACCAAUGAAGUGGAUGUGGCCCAUAAUUCACGUUCCGGCACCAAGCGUUACAUGGCUCCAGAGGUACUAGAUGAGACCAUGAACAAGACACACUUUGACUCCUACAGACAGGCAGACAUGUACUCUUUUGGUCUGGUGUUGUGGGAAAUCGCCAGGCGUUGUGUAUCUAAUGGUCAUGUGGAGGAGCACCAGGUCCCUUACUAUGACUGUGUACUCAAUGAUCCUAGUUUUGAUGAGAUGAGAAAGAUUGUGUGUGUGGAAAAAAUACGACCAGCUAUUCCAAACAGAUGGUCUUCAGAUGAGUACCUACGAACAAUGUCAAGAGUAAUGCAAGAAUGCUGGGCACACAAUGCAGCAGCUAGACUCACAGCUCUCCGUGUGAAAAAGACUCUGGGUCGACUUAGUGAGCAGCUUCAGAAAUCCACGAAGUCAGACAGCUAGGACUGUGUGUGUAAGCCUC
This is a messenger RNA of Pecten maximus, 1615 nucleotides long. Its product is annotated as bone morphogenetic protein receptor type-1B-like. Gene Ontology annotation, biological process: cellular response to growth factor stimulus; protein phosphorylation; dorsal/ventral pattern formation. Gene Ontology annotation, cellular component: plasma membrane; signaling receptor complex. The transcript has 11 exons. Bases 37 to 1596 code for a protein of 519 amino acids. Gene Ontology annotation, molecular function: ATP binding; SMAD binding; transforming growth factor beta receptor activity, type I. The record is from RefSeq and is a predicted model, not a curated record. NCBI's taxonomy places the organism in Eukaryota, Metazoa, Mollusca, Bivalvia, Pectinida, Pectinidae.